AUGAGGGCCGGAAACCUCAUUCUUUCUGCUCUGGCAGCCUUUACUGUCUCGGCGUCGCCGCUGGAUAAACGACAGUUUUCUUACGGGUCAACGCCAGUGCGCGGUGUCAAUAUUGGAGGCUGGCUGGUGCUGGAACCUUGGAUUACACCAUCCAUAUUUAACCAGCUCGGCGGCAAUAUCGUCGACGAAUAUACUCUCUGUCAGCAGGUUCCUAACGCCGAGGAGGUGUUGCGGAGUCACUGGGAUAGCUGGGUGACCUUGGGCGACUUCCAGAAGAUUGCUGCCAACGGCCUGAACCUGGUCCGGAUACCCAUUGGGUAUUGGGCAUUCCAGAAGUAUGAGCAAGACCCGUACAUUCAAGGUGCCGCCGACUACCUUGAUGCAGCCAUCGGCUGGGCUCGUCAGACUGGCUUAAAGGUCUGGAUCGACCUUCAUGGCGCACCGCUCUCGCAAAAUGGCUACGACAAUUCUGGACAGCGUACUUCAACCCCUGGCUGGACCACUGGAGAUUCUAUCCAGGCCACGCUCAACGUGAUUUCGCAGAUGGCGCAGAAGUACGGGACUUCCGAGUUUGCGGAUGUGGUUGUGGGCAUUGAGUUGUUGAACGAACCUUAUAUGGCAGGUCUUCCAGGCGGAAGAUCAGCCACGCAAGGAUACUACCAAUCAGGUUUCAACAUAGUCCGAGGCGCCGGGCCUAUUCCAGUCAUUUUUCACGAUGGCUUCGCCGAUCCUUCUCAAUGGAACGGGUUCUUGACCGGCCAAGGCAUCUCCGGAGCGAUUGUUGACCACCACGAAUACCAAGCCUUCACCAACGAGUUUGUCGCAAUGUCCUGGCAGCAACAUGUCGACUACGUCUACUCUCAUGCCAAUGAAUGGGCUCAAGGUUUCGACAAGUUCGUCAUAUGUGGAGAAUGGUCCGCCGCCAUGACUGACUGUGCUCCUGCCAUCAAUGGCCGUGGACUUGGGUCCCGGUACGACGGAUCCUAUCCUGGAUCUUCCUACGUGGGCUCCUGCGCCAACAUCGAUUCCAUCGACCAGUGGAGCAGUGACCUAAGGACGGCAACGACGAACUACAUUCGUGCUCAAAUCAAUGUGUUCGAGUCAAAGAUCCAGGGCUGGAUCUUUUGGAACUUCAAGACCGAAAAUGCGCCUGAAUGGGACUUCUUCCGCCUGGUCGACAAUGGUAUCUGGCCAUCAUGA
Exophiala dermatitidis NIH/UT8656 is the source of this 1200-nucleotide messenger RNA. RefSeq names its product glucan 1,3-beta-glucosidase. Gene Ontology annotation, cellular component: cell surface; extracellular region. The transcript has 3 exons. NCBI's taxonomy places the organism in Eukaryota, Fungi, Ascomycota, Eurotiomycetes, Chaetothyriales, Herpotrichiellaceae. Gene Ontology annotation, molecular function: glucan exo-1,3-beta-glucosidase activity. The record is from RefSeq and is a predicted model, not a curated record. Gene Ontology annotation, biological process: glucan catabolic process. Bases 1 to 1200 code for a protein of 399 amino acids.